Molecule: messenger RNA, 4888 nt
Organism: Sinocyclocheilus grahami
Lineage: Eukaryota; Metazoa; Chordata; Actinopteri; Cypriniformes; Cyprinidae
Product: DNA (cytosine-5)-methyltransferase 3A-like
Exons: 25
Coding region: 4-4524 (1506 amino acids)
Biological process (GO): negative regulation of transcription by RNA polymerase II
Cellular component (GO): nucleus
Molecular function (GO): protein binding; DNA (cytosine-5-)-methyltransferase activity, acting on CpG substrates; DNA binding
Source: RefSeq, a predicted model, not a curated record
AAGAUGGCUACGAAUGUAAGUCUGGACCCCAAUAACCCUGAUGACAAGUGCAGUCGCUAUGAAGUUUUGUCCUGGAUCAACGAAACAUUACAGACUAAUUUUACUCAAGUGGAGCAAUGUCGUUCAGGUGCGUGUUUUUGCCAGCUUAUGGACUUGCUCUUCCCAGGAUCCAUCGACAUGAGCAAAGUAAAGUUUGAGUCCCAAAAGAGGUCUGAUUUUAUACAGAACUACAGUCUUCUGCAGACAGUUUUCCGAAAAUCAGGUGUAAAAGAGCCAGUCCCUGUGAAGCAGCUUCUCACAGGAAAGUUUAGAGCCAAUUUCACCUUUCUGAAAUGGUUCAAGAAAUUUUUCUUUGCCAAUGAGAGGCGAGGGAAAGAGUACAACCCAGUUGAAGCUCGUAAUGGUCAGGAUAUUGUACAAGUAGAUGACCCUGUUAAGUCUCCAAAAUCCUGGAAAAUUCCACGUGAAUCUGGCAGAGUAAGAGACGAGUCUGACAAAGACAUGGAAUUGAAUGGAAGGAGGCGACCUGUGACCUAUGAUCCUAAAUGGCAAAGAACCUUCAAAUGGAUCAGAGCCAGCCAUAUGGGAAACAACUGUGCUUACUGCACAUUGUGUGACCUCAAUAUCGUUCUACACGCAGGUUUUUUCGAUCUUAAGCGACACCAGCAGGCUGAGAAGCACAUGACGCAUGAGAUGGGAGGAUUAAAUUCAUCUGGUAGAAAGCUGAUAGAAAACUCUAUUUCCUAUAGUGAAACCAUGCUGCUUUUCAUUCAAAACCAUUGCCUUUCCAGUUCACCCUCAAGGAUAAACAAGGUCUCCCAGCGUACUGCAAGCUACAUCCUCGGCCUAAAUUAUCCAAAUGAUAUUGUUUCUGCUUGUAAGAUCAAUCCGUACUGUAUCUACAUAUACGGGCAGGUGCCACUUGAUGCAGAAAACAUAAAAAGGAGCUCCUGCCAUGCAGUGCUAGUCGGCUUUUUUGAGGAAAAGCGAUCAAGAUAUUGUAUCCGUCUCCUUGAUGUCUUUCAGGCUGAAGAUGGUAUCUCUGUAUCUGGAUGUUUACUCAAUGUCCUCCAAAAAUUUGAGCUUCCUGCUGGCAACAUGGUAGCUCUUUAUGUUAAUGGCCAGGAACAGACCUCAGGAAGUGUUGUGUCGCAGAUUCAGGAGCUCAACCCACAGGUGAUUGAUCUUGGUGGACUUUACAGCGUACCUGACUCUGCCUGCAAUGCUGGCCUACAGGCUCACUCCAGUCAGGUUCAGGAGCUUAUUGCCAACAUCUAUGAACACUUCUCAACUUGUUCCACCAGCAACGACAACCUCAAGAUGCUGUUUGCGGGCAUUGAUGAACUAAAAGACCCCAGCACUCCCCUCUCACACAGUUGUGAGGAGUUUUGUGUGCUUGUUCAAAGGAUGCUUGGAAUGUGGAGUGAUUUGGUAUCAUACUUCACUUCCUGCGAUGAAAAUAAUGAUAAAGCUAAACAAAUUUGUUCGCAGCUGGAGAAUCCUAAAAUUAGAAUCACCUUGAUGUUUCUGGAUCAUGCUCUUGGACCACUCCGUGCCUUUGAGCAGCACCUGCAACAAAGCAAAGGCUCUGUUCGUGCUGAUCUUGUCCAGGUCCUUCGAGAAGCAAGUGGGCUCCUACGUUCGUAUGCCUCCAGCUUUCUUCGCCCUCAAGCAGUUAUACGCUACCUGAAGGAACGAGACCCAGCCAUCCUGGAGAACUCAACAUUCUGUCUUCCUGCUACUGAGCUCAGUCUAGGUGGUGUGGUAGAAGACUUCAUCUCCGCCAGAGAAGAAGAACUAGCAGUUUACCUGAACGUGUUUCAUGAUGAGUGUUUAGCUUUCUACAAAACUCUUACGACCUCCAUUGCUGACAGUCUACCUCUGAGCGAUAGUGUCCUGAGGGGCAUUUCACAACUCCUCAGCCCGGCAGGAAGAUUAAAGGUCACAGGAAAGAGUAUAGUUGACCUUGCAGUACAAUUUGGCAUCUGCUCCAAACCUGAGGAUUCUGCUAAGCUCACAGAUGAGUUCUUGGAGUACCAGCUUGUAGAGGAUGAAGAAGACGCAUCUUCAACCCUUACUCUGGAACAAUACUGGUGUAAUGUGCUCAAGUCUUUUCCACCAGAAUCUAUCUUCAAGAGACUUGUCCUCUGUUUUUUGGUUUUGCCCUGUCCAUCUCUUGUGGCAGAAAAGAUCUUUGCACAGGCUGUUGAAAAUGGGGAUGCUGCUCAUUGGGAUGAUAGUUCAGGUGAAAGUGACACAGAUUUGGCGAAAGAUCUGGAUUACAAUGAUGACUCUUCUUUAGAGCACACUGAAGGCAAGAUUUCACCUACCAGAAAUGGGAGAAUGAAAAAAAACAGAAGCAGCACAUCAGAGAUGGUUCAACACUCAAACACAGUGAAGCCGUGUGUGGUGCAACUGGAGAAGAUCACCAGUCAGAGAGAAAUGGACUUAAGGAAAGAUGGAGCUGAUGAUGAUCUCUGGACAAGUAGCACAUUACAUGAGGGCUCCGUUAGGGGAAUAUACGGUUGGGAGAGCAGCUUACGGCAGAAACCACAGGAACGUACAGUCUUUCAGGCUGGUACAGGCACCUGGAGCAAACCGGUGAACCCAGACAAGAACAGCAAACCAGAGGCGGUUAAGAACAAUGCUUGUUCAUCUGCAUCAAGUUCGACCCUGAGCCCCAGACCUGGAAAGAGAGAACAACCGUACCAUGAUGGAAAAGGUUAUGCCAUUGGAGAGCUUGUGUGGGGAAAAGUAAAGGGCUUCUCUUGGUGGCCUGGACUGGUGGUGGCAUGGAAGGGCAGGAUGCUUCCUGUGUCGAUGAGGCGCGUGGAGUGGUUUGGAGAUGGCAUGUUUUCAGAGAUUCAUACAGAGGGACUGCUGCCCUUCGCUGCAUUUGCAAAGUGCUUUUUUAGUAAAUCCUAUGAAGGUCUGCCUACCUACAAGAAUGCUAUCUACCAAAUCCUAGAGUUGGCAGCGGAGCGCUGUGGGAAGACUUUCCCCCCCUCUGAGAAGAAAGGGGAAGAGGUGAAGGCUAUGCUGGAUUGGGCAUUUGGAGGCUUCCAGCCCAUGGGUCCUGAUGGCUUUUUGCCUCUUGUGGACAGCUCUACCAGUAAUAAAACUGAGUCUGAUUCCUCUGUGUCUGAUUAUCAGCCUCCAGCCAAGAGGAAGUACGUCAACAAGAACAGACAGUCAACUCAGGAUUACACCAGAGAUCAAAUGGUCAGUGAGGUAACCGUUAAAGGCAGAAACAUUGAAGAUUUCUGCCUGUCCUGUGGAACUGGCAACAUUGAAAUGUUCCAUCCUCUUUUUAAGGGAAGCCUUUGUUUUAAGUGCAAGGAGAACUUUACAGAGACGCUGUACAGGUAUGAUGAUGAUGGCUAUCAGUCGUACUGUACCAUAUGCUGUGCUGGACAAGAGGUCAUUCUUUGUGGAAACGCCAGCUGCUGCAGGUGUUUCUGUAAAGACUGUUUGAAUGUGUUGGUGGGACCAGGGACGUUCGAUAAUCUGAAGGAUGUUGACCCAUGGAGCUGUUACAUUUGCCUGCCCUCUAAGUGCUACGGCGUGCUCAAACUCAGGUCUGAUUGGAGAGUUCGUGUCCAGGAGUAUUUUGCCAAUAACAGUGCCUUUGAAUUUGAGCCACACAGAGUGUAUCCUUCAAUUCCAGCUCAUCAGCGUCGUCCAAUCAGAGUCCUCUCCCUGUUUGAUGGGAUUGCAACAGGCUAUCUCGUUUUAAAAGACCUGGGUUUUAAGGUGGAGCGCUACAUUGCCUCUGAGAUCUGUGAAGACUCCAUUGCUGUUGGAAUGAUUAAACAUGAGGGCCUGAUUGAAUAUGUAAAAGAUGUGCGCACCAUCACAAGGAAACAUCUGGCCGAGUGGGGGCCCUUUGACCUCCUGAUUGGUGGAAGUCCCUGUAAUGACCUGUCCAUGGUGAAUCCAGCCAGAAAAGGUCUUUUUGAAGGCACAGGUCGACUGUUCUUUGAAUAUUACCGCAUGUUAACCAUGAUGAGGCCAAAAGAGGAUGAUGAUCGCCCCUUUUUCUGGCUCUUUGAGAAUGUAGUAGCCAUGAGUGCCCACGACAAGGCUGAUAUCUGUCGUUUCCUGGAGUGUAAUCCUGUGAUGAUUGAUGCUGUGAAAGUAAGCCCAGCCCACAGGGCCCGUUACUUCUGGGGAAAUGUACCUGGAAUGAACCGACCACUUGCUACUUCACUCGCUGAUAAAGCAGAUCUGCAGGACUGCCUGGAGGUCGGACGAACUGCAAUGUUCAACAAAGUUCGCACGAUCACCACCAAGUCCAAUUCCAUCAAACAAGGGAAGAUGGGACCUCUACCAGUCACCAUGAAUGGAAAAGAGGACUAUCUUUGGUGCACUGAAAUGGAGAGAAUAUUUGGGUUCCCAAAGCAUUACACAGAUGUGAAUAAUAUGGGGCGGGGACAGAGGCAGAAGUUGCUUGGGCGGUCCUGGAGCGUUCCCGUGAUCCGACACCUCUUUGCCCCACUAAAGGAUUACUUUGCUUGCGAGUAAAACCACCGUCUGGUCCAGGCAGCACUGGCACUGGAGGUCCAAAUCGAGUCUCUCAGAUAUAUGAAAUUGAUGAUUUUUCCCCCCUGCAGAUUCUGACUUCACAGAAUAUUUUCCAAUUUUAAUGUUGCAUUUGUUCUAAACGUUCAGAAAGCAUGUUAUCCUGAUGAUUUAUCCUUGGAAUGCACAGACACUUUUGGAUUGGAUUUUGAGCAUCUUAAGUACUGUCGUUUUUAACUUGUAUACUUUUAAAGUCAUUUUAAUGCUGGAGAGAGCCACACGAUACUCCAUCCACUACCUCAGUGCCAUUCUGUGAUUGGUUCAUUGUCUGGAGGAAUGCCGCUUUAACUUAUUCAUUAAAUUAUAA